AUGUCAACCAAUUCAAUUGGACAUGUGCAGUUAGAGUUUAUGACAACUGGGACGGUGCGGAUCCGGCCCUCAAUGCGUUCACAACCUCUCAGCAAAAUUGGCCUUUUUCGACGCAUUCGAUCGUUCCUUGACAGGGAAUGGACUGAUCCAAUUCCAGUUGGAGUGUUCCUCAUUCGCCAUCCUGAAGGCCUCUUCCUCAUGGACACUGGGCAAUCCCCGCGUUGCAACGACGCAGGAUAUCUCCCAAGAGGCGCUUUCCUCAGUGGCUUGUUGACUCAAUUCACCAUUGAACAUCACGACGGAAUUCUCGAGCAGCUCCACAAACGCGGCAUUAAAGCAACCGAUCUGAAAGCUGUCAUUCUGAGUCACCUCCAUAACGAUCAUGCAGGUGGCUUGGAAGACUUAGUUGUCGAAGCACCCGAUCUCCCUAUCUAUGUCAGCCGCGAACACUGGAAGGCUUUUGGAGAACAUCCUUUCUUUGCAAGCAUUGAAGGUGCCACUCCCAAUCAUUGGCCGAAGAACUUCUCGCCAAUGGUGUUUGAUUUUCAGGACAGGCCCCUUGGGCCUUGGAAGCAGUCAUUUCCUGUGACAGAAGAUGGAAGAAUUGCCAUUGUUGAUACAUCAGGACAUGUUCCCGGGCAUGUCAGUGUGGUGAUUUAUGGGAACGAUGGACCUGAGCAAGCCCAGGUCACAUACCUUCUCUCUGGAGACGCAACAUACGCCUUGGACCUUCUGGAUAAGGAGCAACCUGAUGGUAUCAAUGAUGAUCCCAUGCGCGCGUUCCAGACUCUGCAAACUAUCAACAAGUUUGCCAGGGAGACUGAUGUGGUAGUCUUGCCUAGUCAUGAUACCAACACUCCUCGUUUGCUUGAUGAACGAGUGGUCUAUAAACCUUCUGGCAGGAAGUAA
Messenger RNA from Penicillium soppii, 909 nucleotides. Its product is annotated as N-acyl homoserine lactonase family protein. The transcript has a single exon. The coding region runs from base 1 to 909 and encodes 302 amino acids. NCBI's taxonomy places the organism in Eukaryota, Fungi, Ascomycota, Eurotiomycetes, Eurotiales, Aspergillaceae. The record is from RefSeq and is a predicted model, not a curated record.